This is a messenger RNA of Plectropomus leopardus (leopard coralgrouper), 622 nucleotides long. The record is from RefSeq and is a predicted model, not a curated record. Lineage: Eukaryota; Metazoa; Chordata; Actinopteri; Perciformes; Serranidae.
UCAGAGCCCAAAACCAGAGCGGAGUUCCUCAGAUAUUCACGACAAAUCACACUGGAUCCAAACACAGCACACGAAUAUCUGUUAUUAUCUGACGAGAACAGAAAAGCAACACAAACAGGACUCCAUUCUUAUCCUGAUCACCCAGACAGAUUCAGUUACUGGCAUCAGGUCCUGAGCAGACAGAGUCUGACUGGACGUUGUUACUGGGAGGUGGAGUGGAGCGGGGGGGUGGUUCAUGUAGCCGUCACGUACAAGAAUAUCAGCAGAGGGGAGACACAUGAAUCUUCAUUUGGACAAAAUGACAAAUCUUGGGUGUUAUAUUGUGUCAAUACCAGAUACGGCUUUUGGUACAACAAAGUCCAAACUCCCGUCUCAGGUCCUCGGUCCUCCAGAGUCGGAGUGUACCUGGAUCACGGUGCAGGGAUUCUGUCCUUCUACAGCGUCUCUAAAACCAUGACUCUCCUCCACAGAGUCCAGACCACGUUCACCCAGCCGCUCCACGCUGGACUUUGGGUUUAUUGUAACGGAUCCACUGCUGAGUUGUGUGAAGCGAAAUAGUCAGAGGUCACUGAAGGGUUAAACUUUGCGUUUGGUCUCCACGUUUGCUGCUCAGAGCUGAUUG